CACGGAUGAAGAUAUAAAUGCAAUUCUUGUUGCAGUCUUUUACUUAAAAUUCUGCAUUUUACUCAUUAAUCCUCGUCUUCUCUGAGGGAUUACAAAAGGAAAUUUAUCUGAGAGCUUGUGUCAUUUGCACCAAGAGCUCUUUUAAUUAUAUUAUACUAUAUAUGUUCAAUGUGAAUUCUUGUAAUUGUGAAAAUUAUGAGGAUCUCUGAAAGUUCUUUGAAACAUGUUGCAAAGUAAUUUAAAACCUAAAUAAUUAUAGUACUUAAGAAUGUCUCUUUAAGUUAAAAUUAUUCAUUAAAAUUAAAAUAGAGUUUUGUUUAAUUGUAAUCUUUCUAGGGGCAUCUCAUCAAGCGCAACGCAUCUCUGGUUUAGUCUUACAUUCACAGGAACAGUUUUUCUCGAAUUCCCCCCCGCCCGAAAUUUUUCAAAGAAGGCAAACCAGAAUUUUAACAAGUUUUUAAAUAACACAACAAAAUGUCGUCUGUUGACAAGGAGGAAUUGGUUCAAAAGGCAAAAUUGGCCGAACAGUCCGAAAGGUACGAUGAUAUGGCACAAGCCAUGAAAUCUGUGACAGAAACAGGAGUUGAACUGUCGAAUGAAGAAAGAAAUCUGUUAUCGGUGGCUUACAAAAACGUUGUUGGGGCUCGCAGGUCAUCUUGGAGGGUGAUUUCAUCAAUUGAACAAAAAACGGAACCUUCCUCUAAAAAACAACAGCUCGCCAGAGAAUACAGAGAGCGCGUUGAAAAGGAACUUAGGGAAAUUUGCUAUGAAGUUCUGGGUUUGCUCGAUAAAUAUUUAAUACCCAAGGCCAGCAAUCCCGAAAGCAAAGUCUUUUAUCUGAAAAUGAAGGGAGAUUACUACAGAUAUUUGGCUGAAGUUGCCACCGGAGACACUCGCAACAGUGUAGUAGAUGACUCCCAAGCUGCGUACCAGGAUGCCUUCGAAAUUAGUAAGGGCAAAAUGCAGCCAACACAUCCCAUCCGAUUGGGUCUUGCACUCAAUUUCUCAGUCUUCUAUUACGAGAUUCUAAAUUCUCCGGAUAAAGCUUGCCAGCUGGCCAAACAGGCGUUCGAUGACGCGAUAGCGGAAUUGGACACACUCAAUGAGGACUCGUAUAAGGAUUCUACGCUGAUCAUGCAGCUCCUGCGAGACAACCUCACACUGUGGACGUCAGAUACACAAGGUGACGGUGAUGAAGUUCACGAGGGCGGUGGUGAUAAUUAACCAAACAACAGUGAGAGAGAAAAGGAAGUUAAUUCAAGUAACACCAACAAAGAUUGAGAAGGGGAUUUAAAAUUUAAAUGAAAACAAAACAAAAAUAGUAAAACAGAAAAAAAAUUUGCUGAAAAUGCUUUCAAGUGAGAAAAGAUAAAAAGAAAAAAAACACAAGAAGAGUGAAAUAUCCAAUGAGAAUUCUUCAUUUUGAUAAAAAGAAAAAAAAACUAUAAAGGGAGAAAAAAGGAAAUAUCAUGUCACCGAAGAAUAUGAGGAAUGGACAAACAUACACACACUCGUUUCUAUUAAUUGAAAAAAUUAAAAAAGAAAAACAGGAAGAAAUAAAAGAUAAAACAACCAGUUGAAAGGAUAAGAAGGAGCAAAAAAAAAUUGAAAUUUUUGAACAUCAAAAAAUAAAAAAAAGGAGAAAGAUAAAACAACAAAAAAAUGCAUGAAUAAUAUUCAUCACCUUUUCAGACUUUUUUUUGUUUACUUUUUUAAUGAAUAAAAACAAAAGGAAAAAAAUAAUAGCAAAAAAAAUGAAUAAGAGAGAAGGAGCAAGAAUGGGAGGAAGUGUGAAGAAAUGAUGGAGAAAAAAAUUGUGUAAUAUUUGUAAGACAUCUGUGUACCCAGAUAAUCCUGUUUAAAAAAAAAAAACACACAUACCAGCUAUUUCAAGACACAUCCGCAAUGGCUGAUUUUUUUUCCUAAGAGAAGGAAUGGAAUGGAACAAAAAAAAAUCUAGAGAAGAAAAUUUUAUGUGAAAAUUCCUUCUUUGUACAUUGCAAUUUCUUUUCCUUUCUUCCGUUUUUUUUUUUUUGGUUAACUAUGGGCUUUUGUUUUCGAAAAUCCUUCGAUAAUUUGUCCAGAAUUUUUUUCGUCUCUGUAUCAAAUAAAGAAAGAACCCAGAAACUAAUUAUGAAGUAUUUUUUUAUUUGUACUAUUACUUAUUACCUGUUUAUUUGAGAGAUAAAAAGAUAAUUCCUUUAAGUUUCUUGUUUUUUUUUUUGGUCUAAUUUGCACUUAACAUUUUUGUGAGAAAUGUUCGCGGUAUUUAAAAAAAAAUUUAAGGUAUUUUUCUUUAUUUUUCUUUGUGUUUACAGCAUGUAAUAUAUAAUAAAAAAAAAGAUGAUGAUUAUGGAUGAAUUAAAGGAUACUUUUUACUUGUUGAAGGAAUAAAAACACAAAUCUAUAUAAAAGUAAUUUAAAAAAAAAACAUGAAUGGUAAAAACUCUUCUCGUCCUUUGUACGUUUAAUCGUAAAAAAAGUGAAUCAUAAACACUUAAAUUUAUCUUUAACUAAAAAGGUGAAAUAACUAUUUAAAAAAAAAAGAAGAUGAAAAAAAAUAAGAGAAAGUCCAUCGUUCUCUUUUCUCAUAUUUGCAUACAUAAUACAAGAGAAAUUGAAGCAUAAGAUGAAAUCAUGAGCAUAGUCUUUUAUCCAUGAGAGGUGAAAAUUAGUAUUGCAAGUGGUUUUUUGAACCAGACGUCACUCUAAAAUGUUAAUUUUUAAGUGAAGAAGUAAAAAAAAAAAAGAAAUUGUCUCUUACAUUGUGAAAUAUACUAAUUUGUUUGUCUUGGACACAGAAAGUAAAUUUAAAUGCUAUAAUUAAAGCCAGAUAUCACCACAAGGGAAAAUAUUGAAUUAUGCCCAGUUAUUGAGCAGAAGAAAACUCAUUUUUUUUGUGAAAGAUAAGAACAGGAAAAUCAUGGAAAAUUAUGUUAGAAUUUUGAUUGAAUAAAUCAGAUGCGCAAUUUGAAAAAAAAAACAACAAAUAUCAAAAGAAAAAUAGAAAAUCAUUUUUAAUCUGAGCAUUGAAGUUUAUCUCGCUAAGCAUCAUCAAAGUUUUUUCUCCAAGUAAAAGCGUUUGAUGAUACGACACACACAAAAGAAAUUUUUCAAAAUGAAAGAAAUAAUUCAAUAAGUAUCAAGAAAAACAAUUUACUACACAUGAAAAAAAAGAGGGAAGAAAAAACCUUUUUGAAUAAUUGUCUGAUUUUAAUUUUUUGGUAAUAUCGCUGUUUCCAUUGGUUGUAAUUCUAUAAAAGGAAAAAAAAAGUAUAUUUAAACUUAAAAAAAAAACAAUUUUCAAACAUAAAUUUCAUGAUGUAUAACAGAAUCAAGAAUAAAAUGAGAAAAACCAAGAAAACCCCCAAAA
Messenger RNA from Phlebotomus papatasi, 3373 nucleotides. RefSeq names its product 14-3-3 protein zeta (gene 14-3-3zeta). Bases 475 to 1224 code for a protein of 249 amino acids. Lineage: Eukaryota; Metazoa; Arthropoda; Insecta; Diptera; Psychodidae. Gene Ontology annotation, biological process: signal transduction. Gene Ontology annotation, cellular component: cytoplasm. The transcript is spliced from 6 exons. The record is from RefSeq and is a predicted model, not a curated record.